Messenger RNA from Tarenaya hassleriana, 2456 nucleotides. RefSeq lists its product as uncharacterized. The record is from RefSeq and is a predicted model, not a curated record. The transcript is spliced from 14 exons. Bases 665 to 2203 code for a protein of 512 amino acids. NCBI's taxonomy places the organism in Eukaryota, Viridiplantae, Streptophyta, Magnoliopsida, Brassicales, Cleomaceae.
GUUGUCGGAUUCGGUUAUGAGUUUAAUUUCUUUUUUUUUUUCCUUUUCCUGGGGUUUGUUGAAUUCUCUUAUUAAGCUCAGAUUUAAUGGGUUAGGGAUUUGGGUUUUAAGAAAGUUUCGAGCUUUUGUUCGGAUUUUAUGUUUUUGUUCGUGUUCUCGAAUUGUAGAUGGCAAUUGGAUUUAUUUGGAUCGUGGGUCGGUUUAGAAUCGUCCUUUUUGGAAAAAGAAACUGGGAUUUUCACAGGAAUGCUGAUGUUUGCGUUCUGGAAUCAAGCAAGAGACAAGCUUCAGAUAUAUUCCUCUGAGUCAGUUGGAUUUAGUUUUGUCGGCUUUCAUGUCUGGGUUCUUCUUAGGUGAUGUCUCGCUACUGUACGGAAGAAUACAAUUGGUGCUUUACUGGGUCCAGAUGCUGAACCUUCUUAUCAUCUGUGGUUUGACCCAAGAGCGUGUCCAUGUCUACUCAGAAUUAUAGUUUUACGGACUUAGGACAGUUGACAGAAGUAUGUUGGGUAUGGCAGUGAAUACAGCUUCUGUCCCAUAUCCAUAUACCCCGGACAAGACAUUAGUUCCGUAGAUAUUGCAGCAUCUGAUAAUUGCAUGGUGUGUUUGUGACUAUUUGAGAGCUGAAUACAACCCGGAGCAUGAUCUCUUGGAGCAGGAGUUUAUGCUGAAAGGGAGAUGGUACCAAAGGAAGGACUUAGAGGUCAAAAACAGCAGGGGAGAUGUCCUCCAGUGUAGCCAUUACAUGCCGAUUGAACGCCCCGAGGGAAAGCCUCUGCCCUGUGUAAUUUACUGCCAUGGAAACAGUGGAUGUAGAGCUGAUGGAAGUGAAGCCGCUAUUGUAUUACUUCCUUCAAACAUCACAGUGUUCACCCUCGAUUUCUCGGGAUCCGGUCUAUCCGGAGGGGAGCACGUCACGUUGGGCUGGAACGAGAAGGAUGAUCUCAAGGCUGUGGUCGACUAUCUAAGAACGGAUGGAAAUGUGUCACUGAUUGGCUUAUGGGGCCGUUCGAUGGGAGCUGUUACCAGUUUGAUGUAUGGAGCUGAGGAUCCAUCAAUUGCGGGAAUGGUUCUUGAUAGUCCAUUCUCUGAUUUGGUUGAUCUCAUGAUGGAGCUUGUGGAUACAUACAAGUUCCGUUUGCCGAAAUUUACCGUAAAGUUUGCGAUACAAUAUAUGCGGAGAGCUGUUCAGAAGAAAGCAAAGUUCGAUAUAACGGAUCUCAACACCAUUAAGGUAGCAAAGUCUUGCUUUGUUCCAGUUUUAUUUGGGCAUGCCAUAGAUGACGACUUCAUCCGGCCUCAUCAUUCAGAUCGUAUAUAUGAAGCAUAUGUAGGAGACAAAAAUAUCAUCAAAUUUGAUGGGGAUCACAAUUCUCCUCGCCCGCAGUUUUACUUCGAUUCGAUAAACAUUUUUUUCCAUAACGUUCUUCAACCUCCGGAAGCUGUCGGUCCAACAUUUUAUGACCCCUUGGAUGAUUAUUUUGUAAAGGGCAGUUGGAGCACCAUGCGUGAACCGAAUCUUCCGCAAUCCUCAGCACAGAAACAUGCAGGAAACAUCUCUGACGCACUUAAUGAAGUUCGCACGAAAAGACCUAUGAGUCGGACUGAGGUUCCUUCCAAUGUCACAUCCAACGAAUCUUCGUCAGAAACCAAGGAAAAAGACGGUCAUGAUUGCCAUGGAAGCCCGUCUUCCGACAUGAUUAGCUUCGAUUUGUCGAACGGUGAUCCGUACCCUCCUCAUCUUGCGGUUUCUGUAGAAGAUGAUCAGUAUGUUGAGUAUCAGUUCGAGGAUUUGGGAGAUUUCCCAUCCAACGCAGAGGAGGAAGAAAGGAUGUUAAUGGAAGCAGUGAUGGAAUCUCUAAAGGACUUGGAGGUGCAGAAUCAUCAGAAACAAGAAAGCUCUGGAACCGAUGACGGAGAAAAGGAUAACGAGACCGAACAAGAACAAGGUGUCUCUUCGAGUUCCGAAACAUGCAGCCAGGAUGUAACACUGUCGUCUUCUGAAGCCAAUGCUGCAUGCGAGACCUCGGCCUCGGCCUCCUUGCCCGAGCCAGUCCCACCAGCUGACUCGUCCCUGACUGAUUCCACCGAUAUGUCGGCACGGACCAAGGCUACAGUCACGGUUGAACGUAGUAAUGCCCCGAGCAACGUUCUAGACGGGUUAAUACGCCGAUGGGAUCUUAACUUCUUCAAGAACAGAUGAUCCCGCUCGGACUGGAAGCUGAGUUCCAGUUUUGUGUGUUUGGUUUCACAUUUGGGUGUCUGUAAAAUAUAUUCGACCGGAAAGAUGGAAAAUCUUUCCAAGGGGACAAUAGGGUUUGGUCUUUGUGUCAAAGGCUGUUCAGUGAAGAAUCAUUACUGGUUUUGGUUUAUGGUUUUUUAUACGAUUCUCUAUCCAAAACACUGUGUUCUUCAUUUUCUUUGUCUCUGCAGAAGAAGAAAGCCGUGUGUUGAUC